This is a messenger RNA of Coregonus sp. 'balchen', 15362 nucleotides long. NCBI's taxonomy places the organism in Eukaryota, Metazoa, Chordata, Actinopteri, Salmoniformes, Salmonidae. The record is from the annotation of a GenBank genome assembly.
CUUUACUGUGGGUUAUUCAUCAAGCUUUAUGGUGGGUUAUUCAUCAAGCUUUACUGUGGGUUAUUCAUCAAGCUUUAUGGUGGGUUAUUCAUCAAGCUUUAUGGUGGGUUAUUUAUCAAGCUUUACUGUGGGUUAUUCAUCAAGCUUUACGGUGGGUUAUUCAUCAAGCUUUACUGUGGGUUAUUCAUCAAGCUUUACGGUGGGUUAUUCAUCAAGCUUUAUGGUGGGUUAUUCAUCAAGCUUUACUGUGGGUUAUUCAUCAAGCUUUAUGGUGGGUUAUUCAUCAAGCUUUACGGUGGGUUAUUCAUCAAGCUUUAUGGUGGGUUAUUCAUCAAGCUUUACUGUGGGUUAUUCAUCAAGCUUUACGGUGGGUUAUUCAUCAAGCUUUAUGGUGGGUUAUUUAACCAAGCUUUACUGUGGGUUAUUCAUCAAGCUUUAUGGUGGGUUAUUCAUCAAGCUUUAUGGUGGGUUAUUCAACAAGCUUUAUGGUGGGUUAUUCAUCAAGCUUUAUAGUGGGUUAUUCAUCAAGCUUUACUGUGGGUUAUUCAUCAAGCUUUACUGUGGGUUAUUCAUCAAGCUUUACUGUGGGUUAUUCAUCAAGCUUUAUGGUGGGUUAUUCAUCAAGCUUUACUGUGGGUUAUUCAUCAAGCUUUAUGGUGGGUUAUUCAUCAAGCUUUAUGGUGGGUUAUUUAUCAAGCUUUACUGUGGGUUAUUCAUCAAGCUUUACGGUGGGUUAUUCAUCAAGCUUUACUGUGGGUUAUUCAUCAAGCUUUACGGUGGGUUAUUCAUCAAGCUUUAUGGUGGGUUAUUCAUCAAGCUUUACUGUGGGUUAUUCAUCAAGCUUUAUGGUGGGUUAUUCAUCAAGCUUUACGGUGGGUUAUUCAUCAAGCUUUAUGGUGGGUUAUUCAUCAAGCUUUACUGUGGGUUAUUCAUCAAGCUUUACGGUGGGUUAUUCAUCAAGCUUUAUGGUGGGUUAUUUAACCAAGCUUUACUGUGGGUUAUUCAUCAAGCUUUAUGGUGGGUUAUUCAUCAAGCUUUAUGGUGGGUUAUUCAACAAGCUUUAUGGUGGGUUAUUCAUCAAGCUUUAUGGUGGGUUAUUCAUCAAGCUUUAUGGUGGGUUAUUCAUCAAGCUUUACGGUGGGUUAUUCAACAAGCUUUAUGGUUGGUUAUUCAUCAAGCUUUAAUGUGGGUUAUUCAUCAAGCUUUACGGUGGGUUAUUCAUCAAGCUUUACGGUGGGUUAUUCAACAAGCUUUACGGUGGGUUAUUCAUCAAUCUUUUUGGUGGGUUAUUUAUCAAGCUUCAUGGUGGGUUAUUCAUCAAGCUUUAUGGUGGGUUAUUCAACAAGCUUAAUGGUGGGUUAUUCAUCAAGCUUUAUGGUGAGUUAUUCAACAAGCUUUUUGGUGGGUUAUUCAACAAGCUUUUUGGUGGGUUAUUCAACAAGCUUUUUGGUGGGUUAUUCAACAAGCUUCAUGGUGGGUUAUUCAACAAUCUUUUUGGUGGGUUAUUUAUCAAGCUUCAUGGUGGGUUAUUCAUCAAGCUUUAUGGUGGAUUAUUCAACAAGCUUAAUGGUGGGUUAUUCAUCAAGCUUUAUGGUGAGUUAUUCAACAAGCUUUUUGGUGGGUUAUUCAUCAAUCUUUUUGGUGGGUUAUUUAUCAAGCUUCAUGGUGGGUUAUUCAUCAAGCUUUAUGGUGGGUUAUUCAACAAGCUUAAUGGUGGGUUAUUCAUCAAGCUUUAUGGUGGGUUAUUCAUCAAGCUUCAUGGUGGGUUAUUCAACAAGCUUUAUGGUGGGUUAUUCAACAAGCUUUAUGGUGGGUUAUUCAUCAAGCUUUACUGUGGGUUAUUCAUCAAGCUUUACGGUGGGUUAUUCAUCAAGCUUUACGGUGGGUUAUUCAUCAAGCUUUAUGGUGGGUUAUUCAUCAAGCUUCAUGGUGGGUUAUUCAUCAAGCUUUAUGGUUGGUUAUUCAUCAAGCUUUACUGUGGGUUAUUCAUCAAGCUUAAUGGUGGGUUAUUCAACAAGCUUUAUGGUGGGUUAUUCAUCAAGCUUUAUGGUGGGUUAUUCAUCAAGCUUCAUGGUGGGUUAUUCAACAAGCUUUAUGGUGGGUUAUUCAACAAGCUUUAUGGUGGGUUAUUCAUCAAGCUUUACUGUGGGUUAUUCAUCAAGCUUUACGGUGGGUUAUUCAUCAAGCUUUACGGUGGGUUAUUCAUCAAGCUUUAUGGUGGGUUAUUCAUCAAGCUUUACUGUGGGUUAUUCAUCAAGCUUUACGGUGGGUUAUUCAUCAAGCUUUACGGUGGGUUAUUCAUCAAGUUUUAUUGUGGGUUAUUCAACAACAUUUACAGCACCUGGUAAAAUGACCACCUGGGUUCUGAAACCUGUUUGACAAAUAAUAGAUUCUGUCUGCGUCCCAAAUUACACCCUUUCCCCCAUAUAGUGCACAACUUCUGAUCACGGCCCAUAGGGAAUGUAAGGAAUAGGUUGCCAUUUGGGACUCUAUGUCUCAUGCCUUUUACGUCGCCUGUUCAGGGUGAUAGGAAGUGUACAGAGCAUGUGUUGAUUGUUUUGUUCUACCUUGCAGAUGUGUUGUAUCGGUUCAAGACUUUGGGCAUUCACACAGACAAUAAGCUUUAUGAAUGACUCCUACUGAACUAGAGUCCUAGGGUUUGUGCCAAAUGGCACCCUAUUCCCUAUGGGUUCUGGUCAAAAGUAGUGCACUACAUUGGGAAUAGGGUGCCAUUUGGGACUCAAUCAUACUAUACAGUGGAUUUACUUUGCUGUUAUUCUCCAUGAGUAGCCUACACAGCGAAUCAGUUAACAACAGUCAUCUCUAUGCAGGGGUCGGUGCUCAACCGCAUGAUUUCCAUGGACAGUUAGAGGCUUCCCUUUCGUCCUAACUGCAGAGGAAUGGCACCGACAAUUUGACUUAAGUUCAUGCACAAUGGGGCCUUUAAGUGUUUGUGUGCGUGUGUGUGUGUGUGUGUGUGUGUGUUUGUGUGUGUGUGUGUGUAUGCCGUUAAUGCAAAUACUUUUCUUGUUUAACUAAGUGAAGGGGACUUUCCAACUGGUUCAAACUUGAAAUCCUGGAAAAACUCAAACUGAGUUAUAACAGGCUUGUUAGAAUGACUCAUUGCAUGCAAACACACACACACACGUACACAUACACAUGCACACACACACAUACACACACACGCACACACACACACACACACACACACACACACACACACACACACACUGACCAGUCUCUGUGCUCUGAGUCAUAAGCAGACUGCAUGUUCUGUCUACUGUAUGUAUGAAGGUGACAGACAGCACAGGUGGUCACUGUUAUGAUGAAAAGAGAGGGACAGCUGGUAUGAAAACAGAAAUAUAGAACGCAGGGAGAUCAGAGGGAUAUCAGAGGGAGAACAUAGGGAGAUCAGAGGGGAAUCAGAGGGGAAUCAGAGGGAGAUCAGAGGGCGAGCAGAGGGAGGACAGAGGGAGAACAUAGGGAGAUCAGAGGGAGAUCAGAGGGGAGGGAGAUCAGAGGGAGAUCAUAGGAAGAUCAGAGAGAGAUCAGAGGGAGAACAGAGGGAGAUCAGAGGGGAAUCAGAGGGAGAUCAGAGGGAGACCAAAGGGAGGACAGAGGGAGAUCAGAUGGAGAACAGAGGGAGAUCAGAGGGAGAUCAGAGGGUGAUCAGAGGGAGAUCAGAGGGGAAUCAGAGGGAGAUCAGAGGGAGAACAGAGGGAGAUCAGAGGGAGAUCAGAGGGAGAUCAGAUGGAGACCAGAACGAGAUCAGAGGAGAUACGAUCCACUCAGGAAAAGUAAUACAAGAGGAGAGAUUACAGGUAAAACACAAAUACAUUCACAUCAUUCACAGAUACUUGGAGUGGAGAGAGAGAGAGAGACAGAGAGACAGAGAGACAGAGAGAAAGAGAGCGAGAGAGAGAAAGAGACAGACAUACUCAGGUGUGAAACAGGGAAGAGACUCAGGGGGUAUGCUAAUUUGGUAUAGAGCAGACCUAACCCACUCUAUUAAAUUAGUCAAAACAGGAAAAUGUUACGUCUGGCUAGAAUUUAAUAAGGAAAUUAUCUCAACAGAGAAAAAUGUCCUCAUGUGUGCUACAUAUAUCCCCCCUCUAGAAUCCCCAUACUUUACAGAUGACAGCUUCUCCAUCCUAGAGGGGGAGAUCAACCAUUUCCAAGCCCAGGGACAUGUACUAGUCUGUGGCGACAUAAAUGCUAGAAGUGGACAAGAACCUGACCCUCUUAGCACACAGGGGGACAAACACCUACCUGAAGAUGACAGAAUUCCCUCCCAAAUAUGCCCCCCUAGACACAACUAUGACAAAAUAACCUACAAAAAUGGGUCACAGCUCUGUCGCACGCUGGCUCUGUACAUAGUCAAUGGUAGGCUUCGAGGGGACUCCUAUGGUAGGUACACCUAUAGCUCAUCUUUUGGCAGUAGUACUGUAGACUACUUUAUCACUGACCUCAACCUAGAGUAUCUCAGAGCUUUCACAGUCAGCCAACUCACACCCCUAUCAAAUCACAGCAAAAUCACAGUCUACUUGAACAGAGCAAUACUCAACCAUGAGGCAUCAAAGCCAAAGGCCAAUUGCAUAAUAUUAAGAAAUGCUAUAGAUGGAAGGAAAGUAGUGUAGAAACCUACCAAAAAACAAUUAGGCAACAAUAAAGUCAAUCCCUUUUAGACUGAAUUUCCUGGACAAAACGUUUCACUGUACUAGUGAAGGUGUAAACUUGGCAGUAAAAAAACCUAAACAGUAUAUAUCUGACCUCUCAGCUUCCCUAUCCAAUUUUAUUUAAAAUCAAAUCAAAUCAAAUCGUAUUUGUCACAUACACGUGUGUUAGCAGAUGUUACAGCGGGUGUGGCGAAAUGCUUGUGCUUCUAGCUUCGACAGUGCAGUUAUAUCUAACAAGUAAAAUCUAACAAUUUCACAACAUAUACCCAAUAUGUGAGGAAUGGAAUUUCAGAAUAUAUACAUAUAUGGACAAGCAAUGACAGAGCGGCAUGGACUAAGAUACAGUAGCAUAUUAUAGAAUAGAAUGCAGUAUAUACAUAUGAGAUGAGUAGUGCAAGAUAUGUAAACAUUAUUAAAGUGACUAGUGUUCCAUUUCUUAAAGUGGCCAGUGAUUUCAAAUAGGCAACAGCAGCCUCUAAUGUGCUAGUGAUGGCUAUUUAACAGUCUGAUGGCCUUGAGAUAGAAGCUGUUUUUCAGUCUCUCUGUCCCAGCUUUGAUGCACCUGUACUGACCUCGCCUUCUGGAUGAUAGCGGGGUGAGCAGGCAGUGGCUCGGGUGGUUGAUGUCCUUGAUUAUAUUUUUGGCCUUCCUGUGACAUCGGGUGCUGUAUGUGUCUUGGGCGGGUAGUUUGCCCCCGGUAAUGUGUUCGGCACACUGCACCACCAUCUGGAGAGCCCUGCGGUUGCGGGCGGUGCAGUUGCCGUACCAGGCGGUGAUACAGCCUGACAGGAUGCUCUCAAUUGUGCAUCUGUAAAAGUUUGUGAGGGAUUUAGGUGCUAAGCCAAAUUUCUUCAGGCUCCUGAGGUUGAAGAGGCUCUGUUGCGCCUUCUUCACCACACUGUCUGCGUGAGUGGACCAUUUCAGUUUGUCAGUGAUGUGUACGCCAAGGAACUUGAAGCUUUCCACCUUCUCCACUGCGGUCCCGUCGAUGUGGAUAGGGAGGUGCACCCUCUGCUGUUUCCUGAAGUCCACAAUCAUCUCCUUUGUUUUGUUGAUGUUGAGUGAGAGGUUAUUUUCCUGGCACCACACUCCCAGAGCCCUCACCUCCUCCCUGUAGGCGAUAUCAUCAUUGUUGGUAAUCAAGCCUACUACUGUUGUGUCAUCUGCAAACUUGAUGAUUGAGUUGGAGGCGUGCAUGGCCACGCAGUCAUGGGUGAACAGGGAGUACAGGAGGGGGCUGAGCACGCACCCUUGUGGGGCCCCAGUGUUGAGGAUCAGCGAAGUGGAGAUGUUGUUUCCUACCUUCAUCACCUGGGGGCAGCUUUCUUGGGUACAGGAACAAUGUUGGCCAUCUUGAAGCAUGUGGGAACAGCAGACUGGGAAAGGGAGAGAUUGAAUAUGUCCGUAAACACACCAGCCAGCAGGUCUGCGCAUGCUCUGAGGACGCGGCUAGGGAUGCCGUCUGGGCUGGCAGCCUUGGGGGGGUUAACAUGCUUAAAUGUCUUAAUACCGUCAGCCACAGAGAAGGAGAGGCCAUAGUCCUUGGUAGUGGGCCUCGUCAGUGGCACUGUGUUAUCCUCAAAGCGGGCAAAGAAGGUGUUUCGCUUGUCUGGAAGCGAGACGUCGGUGUCGGCGACAUGGCUGGUUUUCCUUUUGUAGUCUGUGAUUGUCUGUAGACCCUGCCACAUACGUCUCGUGUAUGAGCCAUUGAAUUGUGACUCCACUUUGUCUCUAUACUGAUGUUUUGUCCGUUUCAUUGCCUGGCGGAGUGAGUAGCUACACAGUUUGUAUUCUGCAAUAUUCCCAUUCACCUUGCCAUGGUUAAAUGCAGUGGUUCGCGCUUUCAGUUUGCUGCCAUCUAUCCACGGUUUCUAGUUAGGGUAGGUUUAAAUAGUCACAGUGGGCACAACAUCACCUAUACACUUCCUGAUAAACUCAGUCACCGUUUCAGUGUAUUCGUCUAGAUUAUUUUUGCAAGCUACCCAGAACAUAUCCCAGUCCGCAUGAUCAAAACAAUCUUGAAGCGUGGAUUCUGAUUGGUCAGACCAGCGUUGAAUAGUCCUUAGCACAGGUAUUUCCUGUUUGAGUUCCUGCCUAUAGGAAGGGAGGAGCAAAAUGGAGUCAUGGUCAGAUUUGCCGAAAGGAGGGCGGGGGAGGGCCUUAUAACCAUCCCGGAAAUUCGAAUAGCAAUGGUCAAGGAUUUUAGCAGCGCCAGGGAUAGGAUAAAGUAAUCCUUCCACCCCCCCUUACCCCACCCCAAAUAAAUAAAAAAAUAAAAAUAAAAAUAAUAAAAUAAUAAAAAAUUAAAUAAACAAAUGAAGAGAUAAAAUAAAAAUUAAAUAUUUAAAAUAAAUAAUAAUAAAAAUUAAAAAUUUAAAUUUAAAAAAAAGGAAAAAAAGGAAAUAAAUUAAAAACAACAAAAAUAUGAAAAAUAUGAAGCAAAAUAAAAAUAAAAUAAUAUUUAAAAAUAAUAAAAUAAAAUACAAAAAUAUAACAUAUUUACAUUUACAUUUUACUCAUUUAGCAGACGCUCUUAUCCAGAGCGACUUACAGUUAGUGAGUGCAUACAUUUAUUGUAAAGUGGUUAUCCUACUGGCUAUGAGGUGAAUGCACCAAUUUGUAAGUCGCUCUGGAUAAUAAAAAUAGAAAAAUAAAAAGUAAAAAACAAAAGAGAAAAAAAUAAUUAAAUUAAACAACAAAAAUAAAAAAUUAAUAAAUGGAACUAAAAAAAAGUCAUACAUUUAUAAGAAAAAAUAUAUAUACACUGCUCAAAAAAAUAAAGGGAACACUUAAACAACACAUCCUAGAUCUGAAUGAAUGAAAUAAUCUUAUUAAAUACUUUUUUCUUUACGUAGUUGAAUGUGCUGACAACAAAAUCACACAAAAAUUAUCAAUGGAAAUCAAAUGUAUCAACCCAUGGAGGUCUGGAUUUGGAGUCACCCUCAAAAUUAAAGUGGAAAACCACACUACAGGCUGAUCCAACUUUGAUGUAAUGUCCUUAAAACAAGUCAAAAUGAGGCUCAGUAGUGUGUGUGGCCUCCACGUGCCUGUAUGACAUCCCUACAACGCCUGGGCAUGCUCCUGAUGAGGUGGCAGAUGGUCUCCUGAGGGAUCUCCUCCCAGACCUGGACUAAAGCAUCCGCCAACUCCUGGACAGUCUGUGGUGCAACGUGGCGUUGGUGGAUGGAGCGAGACAUGAUGUCCCAGAUGUGCUCAAUUGGAUUCAGGUCUGGGGAACGGGCGGGCCAGUCCAUAGCAUCAAUGCCUUCCUCUUGCAGGAACUGCUGACAGACUCCAGCCACAUGAGGUCUAGCAUUGUCUUGCAUUAGGAGGAACCCAGGGCCAACCGCACCAGCAUAUGGUCUCACAAGGGGUCUGAGGAUGUCAUCUCGGUACCUAAUGGCAGUCAGGCUACAUCUGGCGAGCACAUGGAGGGCUGUGUGGCCCCCCAAAGAAAUGCCACCCCACACCAUGACUGACCCACCGCCAAACCGGUCAUGCUGGAGGAUGUUGCAGGCAGCAGAACGUUCUCCACGGCGUCUCCAGACUCUGUCACGUCUGUCACAUGUGCUCAGUGUGAACCUGCUUUCAUCUGUGAAGAGCACAGGGCGCCAGUGGCGAAUUUGCCAAUCGUGGUGUUCUCUGGCAAAUGCCAAACGUCCUGCACGGUGUUGGGCUGUAAGCACAACCCCCACCUGUGGACGUCGGGCCCUCAUACCACCCUCAUGGAGUCUGUUUCUGACCGUUUGAGCAGACACAUGCACAUUUGUGGCCUGCUGGAGGUCAUUUUACAGGGCUCUGGCAGUUCUCCUCCUGCUCCUCCUUGCACAAAGGCGGAGGUAGCAGUCCUGCUGCUGGGUUGUUGCCCUCCUACGGCCUCCUCCACGUCUCCUGAUGUACUGGCCUGUCUCCUGGUAGCGCCUCCAUGCUCUGGACACUACGCUGACAGACACAGCAAACCUUCUUGCCACAGCUCGCAUUGAUGUGCCAUCCUGGAUGAGCUGCACUACCUGAGCCACUUGUGUGGGUUGUAGACUCUGUCUCAUGCUACCACUAGAGUGAAAGCACCGCCAGCAUUCAAAAGUGACCAAAACAUCAGCCAGGAAGCAUAGGAACUGAGAAGUGGUUUGUGGUCACCACCUGCAGAACCACUUCUUUAUUGGGGGUGUCUUGCUAAUUGCCUAUAAUUUCCACCUGUUGUCUAUUCCAUUUUCACAACAGCAUGUGACAUUUAUUGACAAUCAGUGUUGCUUCCUAAGUGGACAGUUUGAUUUCACAGAAGUGUGAUUGACUUGGAGUUACAUUGUGUUGUUUAAGUGUUCCCUUUAUUUUUUUGAGCAGUGUAUAUAUAAAAUAAAAAAGAACAUAUUGUAAAGUGGUUAUCCCACUGGCUAUGAGGUGAAUGCACCAAUUUGUAAGUCGCUCUGGAUUAGAGCGUCUGCUAAAUGACGUAAAUGUAAAAUGUAAAUGUACAACAGUCGAUAUGUUGAUAGAACUUCGGCAGCAUAGUCCUCAAAUUUGCUUUGUUAAAAUACCCAGCUACAAUAAAUGCAGCCUCAGGAUAUGUGGUUUCCAGUUUGCAUAAAGUCCAGUGAAGUUCUUUGAGGGCCGUCGUGGUAUCGGCUUGAGGGGGGUAUACACAGCCGUGACUAUAACCGAAUAAAAUUCUCUUGGGAGAUAAUACGGUCGGAAUUUGAUUGUGAGGUAUUCUAGGUCGGGUGAACAAAAGGACUCGAGUUCCUGUAUGUUACUACAAUUAUACCAUGAGUCGUUAAUCAUGAAACACACACCUCUGCCCUUCUGCUUCCCGGAGAGCUAUUUACUCCUGUCUGCGCGAUGAACUGAGAACCCAUCUGGCCUGACCGAUUUCGAUAGAAUAUCCCAAGAGAGCCAUGUUUCUGUGAAACAAAGUAUGUUACAUGCGUUGAUGUCCCUCUGGAAAGAAAUCCUUGCCCGGAGCUCGUCGAACUUGUUAACCAGAGACUGAACAUUAGCGAGUAGUAUACUUAGAAGCGUUGGGUGGUGUGCAUGCCUCCUAAGUCGAACCAGCAGGCCACUCCGAGUGCCUCUCCUCCACCGGCGACGUUUUGGGUCAGCCAAGGGAUCAAUUCAGUUGCCAUGGGGAGAGCAAACAAAGGAUAUGCUUCGGGAAAGUCUAAUUCCUGGUCGUAAUGCUGGUGAGUUACUGCCGCUCUGAUAUCUCCAAUAGUUCUCCCCGGCUGUAUGUAAUGAUACAAACACAUUCUGAGCAAAUGUACAAAAUAAUACAUAAAAAAACAAAAUACUGCAAAGUUUCCUAAGAGCUAGUCGUCGCCAGGUACAACCAGACAACCUACGAAAAUUAACAACAGUGACAAAUGGUUUGAUGAAGAAUGCAAAAACCUAACAAAGAAAUUGAGAAACUUAUCCAACCAAAAACAUAGAGACCCAGAAAACCUGAGCCUACGCCUUCACUAUGGUGAAUCACUAAAACAAUACAGAAAUACACUACGGAAAAAGAAGGAACAGCACGUCAGAAAUCAGCUCAAUGUAAUUGAAGAAUCCAUAGACUCUAACCACUUCUGGGAAAAUUGGAAAACACUAAACAAACAACAACAUGCAGAGUUAUCUAUCCAAAACGGAGAUGUAUGGAUAAACUACUUCUCCAAUCUUUUUGGCUCUAUAACAAAGAACAAACAGCAAAAACAUAUACAUGAUCAAAUACAAAUCUUAGACUCAACUAUUAAAGACUACAACAACCCAGUGGAUUCUCCAAUUACAUUGAAUGAACUACAGGACAAAAUGCAAACCCUACAACCCAAAAAGGCCUGUUGUUUUGAUGGUAUCCUAAAUGAAAUGAUAAAAUAUACAGAGCACAUAUACUUAAACUCUUUAACAUCAUCCUCAGCUCUGGCAUCUUCCCCAAUAUUUGGAACCAAGGACUGAUCACCCCAAUCCACAAAGUGGAGACAAAUUUGACCCCAAUAACUACCGUUGGAUAUGCGUCAACAGCAACCUUGGGAAAAUCCUCUGCAUUAUCAUUAACAGCAGACUAGUACAUUUCCUCAGUGAAAACAAUGUACUGAGCAAAUGUCAAAUCGGUUUUUUACCAAAUUACCAUAAGACAGACCACGAAUUCACCCUGCACACCUGAAUUGACAAACAAACAAACCAAAACAAAGGCAAAGUCUUCUCAUACUUUGUUGAUUUCGAAAAGCUUUUGACUCAAUAUGGCAUGAGGGUCUGCUAUACAAAUUGAUGGAAAGUAGUGUUGGGGGAAAAACAUACGACAUUAUAAAAUCAAUGUACACAAACAACAAGUGUGUGGUUAAAAUUGGCAUAAAACACACACAUUUCUUUCCACAGGGCCGUGGGGUGAGACAAGGAUGCAGGUUAAGUCCCCAGGUUAAGCCCCACCCUCUUCAACAUAUUUAUCAACGAAUUGGCGAGGGCACUAGAACAGUCUGCAGCACCAGGCCUCACCCUACUAGAAUCUGAAGUCAAAUGUCUACUGUUUGCUGAUGAUCUGGUACUUCUGUCCCCAAGCAAGGAGGGCAUACAGCAGCACCUAGAUCUUCUGCACAGAUUCUGUCAGACCUGGGCCCUGACAGUAAAUCUCAGUGAGACUAAAAUAAUUGUGUUCCAAAAAAGGUCCAGUUGCCAGGACCAUGAAUACAAAUUCCAUCUAGACACCGUUGCCCUAGAGCACACAAAAAACUAUACAUACCUCAGCCUAAACAUUAGAGCCGCAGGUAACUUCCACAAACCUGUGAACGAUCUGAGAGACAAGGCAAGAAGGGCCUUCUAUGCCAUCAAAAUGAACAUAAAAUACUUGAAUCAUUGCCCUUUAUGGUUGUGAGAACGGGUGUCCGCUCACCAACCAAGAAUUCACAAAAUGGGACAAACCUCAAAUUGAGUCUGAAUGCAGAAUUCUGCAAAGAUAUCCUCAGUGUACAACAUAAAACAGCAAAUAAUGCAUGCAGAGCAUAAUUAGGCCGAUCCCGCUGAUUAUCAAAAGCCAGAAAAGAGAGGUUAAUUUCUACAACCACCUAAAAGGAAGCGAUUCCCAAACAUUCCAUAACAAAGCCAUCACCUACAGAGAAAUUAACCUGAAGAAGAGUCCCCUAAGCAAGCUGUUCCUGGGGCUCUGUUUACAAACACAAACAGACCCCACAAAGCCCCAGGACAGCAACAAAAUUAGACCCAACCAAAUCAUGAGAAAACAAAAAUAUAAUUACUUGACACAUUGGAAAGAAUUUACAAAAAAACAGAGCAAACUAGAAUGCUAUUUGGCCCCAAAGAGAGAGUACACAGUGGCAGAAUACCUGACCACUGUGACUCACCCAUUAAUUAAGGAAAGCUUUGACAAUGUACAGACUCAGUGAGCAUAGCCUUGCUGUUGAGAAAGGCUGCCGUAGGCAGACCUGGCUUUCAAGACAAGACAGGCUAUGUGCACACUGCCCACAAAAUGAGGUGGAAACUGAGCUGAACUUCGUAACUUCCUGCCAAAUGUACAGUGCCUUGCAAAAGUAUUCAUCCCCCUUGCCGUUUUUCUUAUUUUGUUGGAUUACAACCUGUAAUUUAAAUGGAUUUUUAUUUGUAUUUCAUGCAAUGGACAUGCACAAAAAAGUUGAAAUUGGUGAAGUGAAAUGAAAAUAAUAACUCUCCAAACAGGUCAGGGACAAAGAUUUGGAGAAGUACAGAUCAGGGUUGGGUUAUAAAAAAAAUAUCCGAAACUUUGAACAUCCCACGGAGCACCAUUAAAUCCAUUAUUAAAGAAAUGGAAAGAAUAUGGCAACACAACAAACCUGCCAAGAGAGGGCCGCCCACCAAAAGGAGGGCAUUAAUCAGAGAGGCAACAAAGAUACCAAAGAUAACCCUGAAGGAGCUGCAAAGCUCCACAGCGGAGAUUGGAGUAUCUGUCCAUAGGACCACUUUAAGCCGUACACUCCACAGAGCUGGGCUUUAUGGAAGAGUGGCCAGAAAAAAGCCAUUGCUUUAAGAAAAAUAUAAGCAAACACGUUUGGUGUUCGCCAAAAGCCAUGUGGGAGACUCCCCAAACAUUUGGAAGAAGGUACUCUGGUCAGUUGAGACUAAAAUUGAGCUUUUUGGCCAUUAAGAAAAACGCUAUGUCUGGCGCAAACCCAACACCUCUCAUCACCCCAAGAACACCAUCCCCACAGUGAAGCAUGGCGGUGGCAGCAUCAUGUGUCGGGAUGUUUUUCAUCGGCAGGGACUGGGAAACUGGUCAGAAUCUAAGGAAUGAUGGAUGGCGCUAAAUACAGGGAAAUUCAGUCUUCCAGAGAUUUGAGACUGGGACGGAGGUUUUGAAAACAAAUCAAAUUUUGAUAAACUCCCAUAUCUAUUGGGUGAAAUACCACAGUGUGCCAUCACUACAGCAAUAUUUGUGACCUGUUGCCACAAGAAAAGGGCAAACAGUGAAGAAAAAACACCAUUGUAAAUACAACCCAUAUGUAUGUUCAUUUGUUUUCCCUUUUGUAAUUCAACUAGAGAGAGAGAGAUAGAGAGUGAGAGAGAAAGAAAGAGUGAGAGAGAUAGAUAGAUGGAUAGAUAGAGAGAGAAGAGAAGGGAGAGAGAGAGAGAGAGAGAGAGAGAGAGAGAGGAGCGAAAGAGAGAGAGAGGAGAGAGAGAGAGAGAGGAGAGAGGAGAGAGGAAAAAGGAAGGAGAGAGAGCUAAGAGAGAGAGAGAGCGAGAGAGAAGAGAGCGAGAGAGAGAGAGAUAGAGAGAAGAGAUCGAAGAGACCUCGAAGAGAUAUAGCGAGCUAGACAGAAUCUAGAAGCACCCGCUAAGCGAGACAAUAGAGAGAUAUAGCUCGCGCUCUCCGAGAGAUCAUCUAUUCGAUCUAUAGCUUAUAUCUCUGCUCUAGCCGGAGAGAUAUAGACUCGAGCGCAUCUCGCGAUCUAUCUCGCAUCGUCUCGCCUCUCUAUCUCUUCUCCCUCGCCUCUCUCGCUCCCUCGCUCGCUCUCUCUCCUCUCGCUCCUCUCUCGCUCGCCUCUUCUACGCUCGCCUUCCUCUUCUCUCUCGCUCGCUCUCUCGCUCUCUCUUCGCUCGCUCCUCGCUGCUCGCUCGCUCGCUCUCUGCGCGUCGCGCUCGCUCGCCGCGCGCGCGCUCGCCGCGCGCGCCGCGCGCGCGCGCCUCGCGCCCUCGCCGCACCGCGCGCGCGCGCUCGCGCCCCGCCCGCCGCCGCGCGCCGCCGCCGCGCGCCGCGCGCGCGCUCGCGCGCGCCGCGCGCUCGCUCGCGCGCGCGCGCGCCGCGCUCUCCGCUCGCGCGCGCGCGCGCGCUCGAGAGGAGAGAGAUGAGAGAGAGAAAGGAAGGAUAGAGAAGGAGGCUUCUCCUCUUCUUGAAAAGUCGAUUGCAUUUAUUUUCCUCGUUUUCAGAGGAGCGGAUGAAGUGGGUCGUCAGUUGUUGGAGGAGAGGCUGAAAUGUGGUCAUCAGUUGUUGGAGGAGAAGAUGAAAUGGGUCGUCAGUUGUUGGAGGAAAGGAUGAAAUGGGGUCGUCAGUUGUUAGAGGAAAGGAUGAAAUGGAGUCGUCAGUUGUUCGGAGGAGAAGAUGAAAUGGAGUCGCCAGUUGUUCGGAGGAGAAUAUGAAAUGGAGUCGUUAGUUGUUCGGAGGAGAAGAUGAAAUGGGGUUGUCAGAUCAACAAAGUUCCCCGAGUGGCGAGAGACGGUGUGGUCUGACAAUAUCGCUCUCUUGGAGAUGACAAGGCAAGUCAGAUGGUAGCUGUGUCAUGGCGAGACAUCUGCACACACACUCUAGCUGGAAAACACACACACACACACACACAGUAAGACAGAACUGGGUAUCAGUCUGCUGCUGCAGGACUCAGAUGUACAGCGGAAACGAGAGCACACACACACAGCGACACAGCUGCACUCUGUUUUCGUGGGCAUCGUGGGAGAGGAGAACAGGAUAAGGAGGAGAGAAGAGAAGAGGAGGAUGAGCGUAGAGAAAAGUAUUCUCGAAAAGUCGACUGCACCUCUUUUCUUCCCAGGAGGGGUAGAUCGUUUUCGGAGAAGUGGUUGAAAUGGGGUCGUCAGUUUUUUGGAGUCAGGGAAUAUUCUGCAGAGGAAUAGGAGAAACAAAAUAAAACGCAUAAACUUUAUCCUGCAGAGGAGAGGAACAGCAGAGGAGAGGAAAGGAGGAGGAGAGGAACAAAGAAUUUGGGGAGUUAAGAGUUUUGAGCUGCGCCACAUUCGUCUGUCUGUGGAUCCAUCACUGGCUGCAGAGGAGGGGAGAAACAGAGGGAGAGUAAAAUAUAGAAAGAUAGAGAAAGUGGGGAGGAGAGAGAGAAGCGAGUUACUCAGAUAAAAGAGGGAGGGAUGAGAAGAAAGGAGAGAGAGAGGGAGAGAAUUAUGGCGAGAGAGAGGGAAAUAGAGAGAGAGAGAGAUAGAAAGAGAGUGAUGGAGAGAGCUCUUCAUCUGCCAAAAACCUCCAACAUUUCUCUGUGGGGCACAGCGAUUCUGGGUCGUCUGUAAACCUGCGUUUCUCUUUCUCUUCUCCCUCUCUCCUGCACUCAGACACACACAGAGAUACAUGUGGUAUUUGGGGCGUCCGGUAACCCGGAACAACCCGGCCCCUCCAGGCUUUCCAGGCUGUGUCUGUCCUCGGCUAACCCAGGGAAGGUGUCCUGGGCAGGGGGUCAGAGGCAGGGGCGCUGUGGGUGGUGGAGAGAAGACACGGAGUGA